GGGGCGUGGCAGGGCUUACUCGCGGGCUGCCUGGGGCUCACCGAGCCCAGGAACGCGAGUUUGCGGGGUGUGGAACGCGAAAUCCUGGGGUGGGGGCGGUCGGGUGCAAGAGAUGGCGGCGCGAUGGAGCAGCGAGAACGUGGUGGUGGAGUUCCGUGACUCCCAGGCAACGGCGAUGUCUGUGGACUGUCUGGGACAGCAUGCUGUGCUUUCCGGCCGCCGAUUCUUAUACAUCGUUAAUCUAGAUGCCCCUUUCGAAGGUCACCGAAAGAUCUCUCGCCAGAGCAAAUGGGACAUUGGAGCCGUGCAGUGGAACCCUCAUGACAGCUUCGCACACUACUUUGCAGCCUCGAGUAACCAGCGGGUCGACCUUUAUAAGUGGAAAGAUGGCAGCGGGGAAGUCGGCACCACCCUACAAGGCCACACUCGUGUCAUCAGUGACUUGGAUUGGGCCGUGUUUGAGCCGGAUCUCCUGGUUACCAGCUCCGUGGACACCUACAUCUACAUUUGGGAUAUCAAAGACACAAGGAAGCCCACGGUUGCACUGUCUGCUGUAGCCGGUGCCUCACAGGUCAAAUGGAAUAAAAAAAAUGCUAAUUGCCUCGCCACCAGUCAUGACGGGGAUGUGCGGAUAUGGGACAAGCGGAAACCCAGCACGGCAGUGGAGUAUCUCGCAGCACACCUCUCCAAGAUCCAUGGCCUGGACUGGCACCCAGACAUUGAGCACAUUCUUGCUACCUCCAGUCAGGACAACUCUGUCAAGUUCUGGGAUUACCGCCAGCCUCGGAAAUACCUCAGUAUUCUCCCUUGCCAGGUGCCUGUCUGGAAGGCCAGAUACACUCCUUUCAGCAAUGGAUUGGUGACUGUGAUGGUCCCUCAGCUUCGGAGGGAAAACAGCCUUCUUUUGUGGAACGUCUUUGACUUGAACACCCCCGUCCAUACCUUUGUGGGGCACGAUGACGUGGUGCUGGAGUUCCAGUGGAGGAAGCAGAAGGAGGGGUCCAAGGACUACCAGCUGGUUACGUGGUCACGGGAUCAGACCUUGAGGAUGUGGCGGGUGGAUUCCCAGAUGCAGAGGCUUUGUGCAAAUGACAUACUAGAUGGUGUCGAUGAGUUCAUUGAGAGCAUUUCUCUUCUGCCGGAACCAGAGAAGACCCUGCACGUUCAAGAUACAGAUCACCAGCACAACCUGAGCCACGGGGAGGAGGAAGUCUUAAAGGAAGACCCCCCGAGCAGUAUCCUGGAAGAGAAGAAAUCGGAGCAGCCGGGGCUCCCGCAGACUCUGCAGCAGGAGUUCUCCCUGAUCAACGUGCAGAUCCGGAACGUCAAUGUGGAGAUGGAUGCGGCGGACAGGAGCUGCACGGUGUCUGUGCACUGCAGCAGCCACCGUGUCAAGAUGCUGGUGAAAUUCCCCGCACAGUACCCCAACAACGCUGCCCCUUCCUUCCAGUUUAUCAACCCUACAACCAUCACAUCCACGAUGAAAGCGAAGCUGCUAAAGAUCCUGAAAGACACUUCUCUGCAAAAAGUGAAACGAAACCAGAGUUGUUUGGAGCCCUGCCUGCGCCAGCUCGUCUCCUGCCUGGAGUCUUUUGUGAACCAAGAAGACAGCACUUCCAGCAACCCCUUUGCACUCCCAAACUCCGUCCCUCCACCCUUACCAACGUUUGCCCGGGUGACCACUGCCUACGGGUCGUACCAGGAUGCCAAUAUUCCCUUCCCUAGGACCUCGGGGGCCAGGUUCUGCGGAGCAGGGUAUCUGGUGUAUUUCACAAGGCCAAUGACGAUGCAUCGAGCAGUGUCUCCAACAGAACCUACUCCGAGGUCUCUGUCAGCCUUGUCUGCUUAUCAUACUGGCUUGAUUGCGCCCAUGAAGAUCCGCACAGAAGCCCCUGGGAACCUUCGUUUAUACAGUGGGAGCCCCACUCGCAGUGAGAAGGAGCAGGUCUCCAUCAGCUCCUUCUACUACAAGGAGCGGAUGUCUCCUCGCUCUGCCCGGCGACGUUGGUCCAUACAAGCAAUUAACGACUUCCCGAAAUCCAGGAGGUGGAAAAGCAAGCGUGAGGGGUCAGACUCUGGCAAUCGACCGAUCAAGGCUGCCGGGAAAGUUAUCAUCCAGGACACUGCAUGCCUUCUUCCAGUUCACAAAUCACUGGGGGAACUGUACAUAUUAAAUGUGAAUGAUAUUCAAGAAACAUGCCAGAAGAAUGCCACUUCUGCCUUGCUUGUUGGAAGGAAGGACCUUGUCCAGGUUUGGUCGCUGGCUACAGUCGCUACGGAUCUUUGCCUUGGUCCCAAGUCUGACCCAGAUUUGGAAACACCCUGGGCUCGACAUCCAUUUGGGCGACAGCUGCUGGAGUCUCUGUUGGCUCACUACUGCCGACUCCGGGACGUCCAGACAUUGGCCAUGCUCUGCAGCGUGUUCGAAGCCCAGUCUCGGCCUCAGGGAAUACCAAACCCCUUCGGACCCUUUCCCGGCCGGUCGUCUAACCUUGUGGUGUCCCACAGCCGAUACCCCAGCUUCACGUCCUCGGGCUCCUGCUCAAGCAUGUCAGACCCAGGGCUCAACACCGGUGGCUGGAACAUAGCGGGAAGAGAGGCAGAACAUGUCUCCUCACCUUGGGGAGAGUCUUCUCCAGAAGAAAUCCGCUUUGGGAGUCUUACCUACAGUGACCCCCGUGAACGAGAACGUGAUCAGCAUGAUAAAAAUAAAAGGCUUCUGGACCCCGCCAAUACCCAGCAAUUUGAUGACUUUAAGAAAUGCUAUGGGGAAAUCCUCUAUCGCUGGGGUCUGAGAGAGAAACGAGCUGAAGUGCUGAAGUUUGUCUCUUGUCCUCCUGAUCCUCACAAAGGCAUUGAGUUCGGUGUGUACUGCAGCCACUGCCGGAGCGAGGUCCGCGGCACACAGUGUGCCAUCUGCAAAGGCUUCACAUUCCAGUGUGCCAUCUGCCACGUGGCGGUACGAGGAUCAUCCAAUUUCUGCCUGACCUGCGGGCAUGGUGGGCACACCAGCCACAUGAUGGAGUGGUUUCGGACCCAGGAGGUGUGUCCCACCGGGUGUGGAUGUCACUGCCUGCUUGAAAGCACAUUCUGAAUUUAUGGACCAGGGAAGUUGUCGCCAAUCCCAGAGGACUCCAUGAAUGUUGGAUGACAAGCUCUUCACCAGAAGGGAGGCUCCAGCAAGCCAUUCCCAACCAGACUGGAGCACGUACCCCUCAAAGACUGCCACCGCACCACCACUGCAAUAGAAAAGUACACGAGCUUUUGCUUCUUUUCCGUUUGGCUGUUGGUGGCAUAGAGGUCACCGGGAAGGAGGGGACAGAUGUGCAGAGCCAUGGAGCCAGGUGGAAAUCUUCCUGAAGAAAAGCACCUGCCUCCAGAGCCGUGUUUACCUUCAAGGUGUGAACCUUAAACCACUGAACAGCAUCCUUUCUGAAGUCAUUUCAGACCAAGGUUGGAUACAAAGAAUGGUCUCCUGAGCCAAAGGACAGUGUACAUUAACUCAGUUGAUAAGGGAGUCUGUGAUACAAGUUGGUACGUUUCAAUGAAUUGAUGGAUAGUAGCCUUUUAAAAGUGACACUUAAAUUAUAAAUACAUGAUGUAAAGGACCGUAAAGAUGUAUCUUAUGUUUGUUAUUUCUCUUCAAGCUGCUCUCCCUUGGCUAAUAAAAGUCAGGUCAUUGUUUGGGGAAUUAAAAAAAGGAGAUGAUUGAACAGUGUUUUAAUGAAAUUGUUUUUAAUUUUUUUUCUAAUGAAGUUAACUCCUUGGGAUAGGACCAAAGUCAGUGCUCAGAUUUUCAAAGGAAUGCUGAUUUACUCUUGUCAUUGGUUGGGAUAAAAUAGAAUUUGAUAUUUUAAGUUUCCAAUUCCAAGAGUUUUUUGUUUUUUAAGAUUUAUUCAUUUAUUUUAGAGAGAGAGCACAGGGCUGGUGUGGAGGGGUGAGGAGGAGGAAAAGGGAGAGAGAAUCUUCAGCAGACUCUGCAUUGAGCACAAAGCCUGAUGUGGGGCUUGAUCCCAUAACCCUGAGGUCAUGACCUGAGCCAAAACAAAGAGUUGGAUGCUCAAAUGGCUACACCCCACCAGGAGCCCAAUCCCGGAAGUCUUUUAAUCAUUUCAUUUAGCAAAAGGAAAAUGAGCUGGCUUCACGGCAUUGAUACUCCAGUCUCUUAUUGCCACUGGGCAGGUUGGCUGAAUUCUCCUAAGUUCCUACCACUCUUCAUUUGGGCUCCCUCACAGACUUUCUGUUUUUUGUUUAUCUGCAUUCCAAGUGGCUGUGACUCAGAUGUCCACCUGUUUUAUUCUUCAGAAUGAUUUCCAACUCUUCACAUAUUAUAUGUGCCAGGAAAGAGAAAUAUUUUUCAUAUUUCUACUGGAAUAUGUAUUUGUUUCUUAGAAUUUUACAGUUCCAAGUGGAUUAACUUAAGAAAUAUAAGUAUGUGUCUCAAAAUGUGUUGUACAUCCCUGUUUUAAACUAUAGAUCAGGACCCAGUAAUGGAUUGUGAAAUCAAUUUAGUAUAUAAAAACCAGCACUAGGGGCGCCUCAGUGGCUCAGUGGGUUAAAGCCUCUGCUUUCGCUGAGGACAUGAUCCCAGGGUCCUGGGAUCGAGCCCCGCAUUGGGCUCUCUGAUCAGCAGGGAGCCUGCUUCCUCCUCUCUCUCUGUCUGCCUCUCCACCUGCUUGUGGUCUCUGUCUGUCAAAUACAUAAAUAAAAUCUUAAAAAAAAAAGCAUUAAAAAAAUGAAAUAGAGUAGAGGAGAAAUGAUGAGCAUGUACCAUAAAAAGGAUAAAUACCAUUUUGUGUGACCUGUUUAUGAGUGUAUAUGUACACAUUCACAUAUAUGUAUAAUGGAUUACAGUGUAAACUCAUUUCUUACUGAGAAUUUUGAGGCGAAGAUCCAUUCAUAUGUUACCUACAAGUGACUCAUUUUAGACCUAAAGGUCAAGCCCUGCAUUGGGCUCCACACUGAGCAUGGAGUCUGCUUGAGAUUCUCUCUCCAUCUUCUUCUGCCCGUCCCUCUGCUCUCUUUCUCUCAAAUAAAUAAAUAAAUCUUAAAAAAAAAAAAAAAGGGCACUAUAUAAUAAUAAAGGGGAUAAUCCAACAGGAAGGUAUAACAAUUGUAAAUAUGUGUACAUCCAACAUGGGAGUACUCAGAUACAUAAAACAAUACUAACAAACAUAAAGGAACUAGUCUAUGAUUAUAAUACAUUAAUAGUAGGGGACUUUAACCUCCCUAUUAUAUCAAUGGAGACAGGUCACCUAAACAGAAAACCAACAAGGAAACACUGGCUUUGAAUAACACACUGGUCCAGAUGGACUUGGCAGAUAUAUUCAGAACAUUUCAUCCUAAAACAACAGAAUAUACAUACUUUUCAAGUGCAUAUGGAACAUUAUCCAGAAUAGAUCACAUAUGAGGCCACAAAACAGGUCUCAACAAAUACAAGAAGAUUGAAGUCAUCCCAUGCACCUUUUUUGGCCACAGAGCUGUGAAACCAGAAGUCAACCACAAGAAAAUAUCUGGAAAUACCAAAAAUACAUGGAGGUUAAAUAAGAUGCUACUAAACAAUGGAUGGGUCCACCUGGCAAUAAAAGAAGAAAUUUUUAAAAAUACAUGAAAAUGAAAACACACUUGUCCAAAACCUUUGGGGUACUGCAAAAGUGGUCUUAAGAGGAAAUAGAUAGUAAUACAGGCCUAUCUCGAGCAAGAAAAAUCUUAAAUAAACAACACAACCUUCAACUAAAGGAGCUAGAAAAGAGCUACAAACAAAGCCUAAAGCUAGCAGAAGGAAGGAAAUAAAGAUCAGAGCAGAAAUAAAUGAUACCGGGGCGCCUGGGUGGCUCAUUUGUUAAGCAUCUGCCUUCCGUUCAGGUCAUGAUCCCAGGCUCAUGGGAUAGAGCCCAGAUCGGGCUCCCUGCUAGGUGGGAAGCCUGCUUCUUCCUCUCCCAUUCCCCCUGCUUGUAUUCUCUCUCUCACUGUGUCUCUCUCUGUCAAAUAAAAUCUUUAAAGAAAUGAUACAGAAACCAAGAAAAGGAAAAAAAAAUAGAACAGAUCAGUGAAACCAGAAGCUGGUUCUUUGAAAAAAUUAAUAAAACUGAUAUGCCUUUAGUGAGAUUUAUUAAAAAGAAACAAAAAGUACCCAAAUAAAUCACAAAUUAGGAGAAAUAACGAAUAGAACAGAAAUACAAUUACAACAGAAUAUUAUGAAAAGCUAUAUGCCAACAAAUUGGACAACCAAGAAGAAAUGGGUAAAUACCUAGAGUCAUAUAAAUUACCAAAACUGAAACAGGAAGAAAUAGGAAACUGACUGAUUACCAGCAAAGGAACUGAAUCAAUAAUCAAGAAACUCCAGCAAAUAAAAGUCCAGGACCAAGUGGCUUCACAGGCAAAUUCUACCAAACAUUUAAAGAAGAGUUAAUACCGACUCCUCAAGCUAUUCCAAAAAAUAGAAAAGGAAGGAAAACUUCCAAAUUCAUUCAAUGAGGACAGCAUUAUCCUGAUCUCAGAACUAGAUAAAGACGCCCCUAAAAAAGAGAACUACAUCCUGAUGAAUAUAGAUGCAAAAAUUCUCAAUAAAAUACUAGCAAACCAAAUCCAAGAAUACAUUUUUAAAAAUCUUCCACCACAAUCAAGUGGGAUUUAUUUGUGGCUUGCAAAGGUAGUUGUAUAUGCAAAUCAAUGUGAUAUACCACACUAAUAAAAGAAAGGGUAAGAACCAUGUGAUGAUCACUUCAGUAGAUGCAGAAAAAAAUUUGACGAAGUACAACAUCCAUUCAUGAUAAAAAAAAAAAACCCUCAAUAAAGUAAAUUUAGGGGGAUCAUACCUCAACAUAUAAAGGCCACAUAUGAAAAACCCACAACUAAUAUCCUAAAUGGCAGGGGGGAACCGAGAACUUUAUGGUCAGAAACAAGACAGGAUUGUCCAUUCUCACCACUUUUAUUCAACAUAGUACUAGAAGUCCUAGUGACAGCAAUCAGACAACAAAAAAACAUAAAAGGCAACCAAAUCAAUAAGAAAGAAGUAAAAUUUUCACUGUUCACAGAUGACAUGAUGCUCUAUAUAGAUACCCUAAAGACUCCACCAAAAAACCUGCUAGAACCGAUAAACAAAUUCAGUAAAGUCUCAGGAUAAAAAAUCAACAUAUAGAAAUCUGUUGCUUUUCUCUACACCAACAGUGAAGUAGCAGAAAGAGAAAUUAAGGAAUCAGUCCCGUUUAUAGUUACACCCCAAACAAAAAGAUGCCUAGGAAUAUCCCCAACAAAAGAGGUGAAAUAUCUAUACUCUGAAGACUACAAAGUGCUGAUGAAGAGAUUCAAGACACUGUUUGUCGUGGCACCUCAGAGGUGGUCAGGUGAAGCUGAACAUCUCUUUCCCAGCUACUGGCUGUGAGGAACUCAUUGAAGUGGAUGAUGAAUGGAAAUUUCAUACGUGUUAUGAGAAGCGUGUGGCCAAAGAUGUUGCUGCUGAUGUCCUGGGUGAAGAAUGGAAGGGUAUAUGUUCCAGAUCAGUGGUGGCAAUGUCAAACAACACUUCCCCAAGAAACAGCAUGUCUUGACCCAAGGCUGUGUCUGCGUGCUGCUGAGUAAGGAGCAUUCCUGCUACAGGCCAAGGAGGACUGGAGAAAGAAAGUGCCAAUCUCAGUGUUUUCAAUUUGGUCAUUGUUCAAAAAAAAGAAAAAAAAAAAGGGAAGAAGGAUAAUCCUGGACUCACUGAUACUACUGUGUCUCGUUGCCCAGGACCCAAAAGAGCUAGCAGAAUCUCAAACUUUUCAGUCUCUCUAAAGAAGAUGAUGACCACCAGUAUGUUUUGAGGAAGCCCCUGAACAAAUGUGCUCAGGAUUCAGCAUCUUGUUAUUCUAUGUGUCCUCCAACACUGAGCCACCCAGGCUCACCUGGGACACUUUCUAACACCAUACAAAAUGGAUUAAAGACCUAAAUAUGAGACCUGAAAGAGAGUAACCUCUUUGACAUUGGCUAUCAAAACUUCUUUCCAAAUAUGUCUCCUGAGGCAAGGGAAACAAAAGCAAUAAUAAACUAUUGAGGGACACCUGGGUGGCUCAGUGGGUUAAAGCCUCUGUCUUUGGCUCAGGUCAUGAUCCCAGGGUCCUGGGAUCAAGCCCCGAAUUGAGCUCUCUGUUCAGCAGGAAGCCUGCUUCCUCCUUUCUCUCUCUCUGCCUGCCUCUCUGUCUACUUGUCAUCUCUGUAUGUCAAAUAAAUAAAUAAAAUCUUAAAAAAAAUAAACUGUUAAGAUUACAUCAAAAUUAAAAGCUUCUGCACAGUGAAUGAAGCCAUCAAAAAAACUAGAAGUCAACCUAUGGAAUGGGAGAAGAUAUUUGUAAAUGACAUAUCUGAUAAAGGGUUAGUAUCCAAAAUACAUGAAGAUCUUAUAAAACUCACUCCCCAGGGACCUCUGGGUAGCUCAGUUAAGUGUCGAAAUUUUGAUCUCAGCUCAGGUCUUAAUUUCAGGGUUGUGAGUUCAAGCCCCUCAUUGGGCUCCAUGCCCAGCAUGGAGUCUACUAAAGAACCAAAAGAAAACAAAACGCCCCCAAAAUGAAUAAUUCAAUUUAAAAUGGUCAGAAGACAUGAACAGACAUUUGACAUACAGUUGGUCAAAAGACACAUGAAAAGAUGCUCAACACCUCUUAUCAGGGAAAUGCAAAUCAAAGCUGCAAUGAUAUAUCACCUUACAUUUGUCAGAAUGGCUGAAAUCCACAACAGAAGAAUCAACAGGUGUUGGAGGAUGUGGAGGAAGAGGAACUCUCUUGCACUGUUGGUGGGAAUGCAAACUGGUGCAGCCACCAUGGAAACAAUAUGGGGGUUCCUCAGAACACUAAACAUAGAACUACCCUACAAUGCAGCAAUUUCACUACUAGGUAUUUACCCAAAGAAUACAAAAUAUUUAUUCAGAGGGAUACAUGCACCUCAGUGUUUAUAGCAGCAUUAUCCACAAUAGCCAAAUUAUGGAAACAACCCAAGUAUCCACUGAUUGAUGAAUGGAUAAAGAUGAUGUGAGAUAUAUAUACGUGUGUGUGUGUAUAUAAAUGGACUAUUACUCAGCCAUAAAAAAGAAUGAAAUCUUGCCAUUUGCAAUGACAUGGAUGGAGCUAGAGAGUAUUACACUGAGCAAAAUAAGUCAGUGAGAGAAAAAUAAAUGCCAUAUGAUCUCAUUCAUAUGUGGAAUUUAAGAAACAAAACCAAAAAGCAAAGGUAAAAAAAUGAGAGAGGAAGAGAAAGAGGGAGAUAGACUGCACAUCAAGAAACAAACUUUUAAGUAUAGAGAACAAAUUGAUGGUUACCAGAAGUGAGGUGGGUUGGGGGAUAAGUUAAAUAGGUGGUGGGGAUUAAGGAAUGCACUUGUUAUGAUGAGCACUGGGUGAUAUAUUAAAGUGUUGAAUAAAAAAAAAAAAUGAAGUAGACUUGAACUCUUUUAAGAAAAAAAAAAUUGAAGUAGAGUUGACACACAGUAUUACAUUAGUUUCAGUUGUACAACAUAGUGAUUCAACAACUCGAUAGGUUAUGCUAUGCUCAGAUCCUUCCCACAAUUAUAGCUGCUAUCUGUCAUCCUAUAGGCUAUUACAAUACCAGUGACUAUAUUCCCAAGGCUGUGCCUUUAUCUCCAUGACUUACUCAUUGCAUAACUGAAAACCUGUACCUCCCACUCCCCUUCACCCAUGUUGCCCAAGUCUCCACUCCUCCACUUCUGGUAACAAUCAACAUGUUCUCUGUAAUUAUGGGUCUGUUUCUGCUUUUUUGUUGUUGUUGUUCUUAUGUUUGAUUUUCUAAAUUCCUCAUCUCAUGUGGUUUUAUUACAUCUUCUUUAUCCAUUCAUCUAUGGAUGGGCACUUGGAUUUGUGUAUAACAUCUUCCAUGUCUUGGAUAUUGUAAAUAAUGCUACAUAAACAUGUAUCUUUUCAGGUUAGCAUUUUUGUUUUCUUUGGGUAAAUACUGAGUAGUGGAAUUACCAGAUAAUAUGGUAUUCAUAUGGUAUUUCUAUUUUUAAUUUUUGGGGGGAAUCUACUGUUGUCCACAGUGGCUGUACCAAUUUACAUUCCCACCAACAGUGCAUGAGACUUCCUUUUCUGCCACACCCUUGCCAACACUUGUUAUUUUUUGUCUUUUUUAUUCUAGCCAUUCUAACAGGUGUAAGGGGAUAUCUCAUUGUAGUUUUGAUUUGUAUUUCUCUGAUGAUUAGUGAUGUUGAACAUCUUUUCAUGUGUCUGCUGGCUAUCUGUAUGUCUUUGGAAAGAUGCCUAUUCAGGUACUCUGCCCCUUUUUAUUUGGAUGAUUUGUAUUUUUGAUGUUGAGUUGUAUAUGUCUUUGUAUAUUUUGGAUAGGAACCCCUGAUCAGAUAUACUAUUUGCGUAUAUUUUCUCCCAUUCCAUAUGCCAUUUCAUUUUAUUGAUAAUUUCCUUGCUGCACAAAAGCUUUUUAUUUGAUGUAGUCCCAAUAGUUUACUUUUGCUUUUGUUUUCCUUGCCUUAUGAGACAUAUCUAGAAAAAUGUUGUGACAGUCAAUAUCAAAUAAAUUAUUUCCAAUGUUUUCUUCUAGGAGUUUUAUAGUUUCAUGUCCUACAUUUAGGUCUGUAAUCCAUUUUGAGUUUAUUUGUGUGUGUGUGUAUGUAAGAAAGUUAAUCAGUCCACUUUUAUAACUAUUUUUAUUUUUCAGUUAAUCUUUUUAAGCUGUUGAUCCAUUUUUGAAAAACAGAGAUAUGCUAUACAUACCAGUAAAUAGUGAAAAUGCAAAUUUAAUAGACAUCACACUCAUUUGAUAGACAAAAUGAAAUGGCCAACACAAUUUUAUAUGCACAUAUGCAGUCUUUGGGAAUAUCAUUAAGAACAUACUAAUUAAAAAAUGAGAUGUUUAUUAAAAUUGUAGUUAAUGUUAUGUGUCAAAUUUGAGGAAACAUAUACACAUACCAAAUUAUCUUUUUCCCCUGGAGGGCUUGACUUGCAGACCAAUUAGGAACACCCGUGAUUUGAGGAUCUUACUUGAGAAAUAACUGCUGUAGAUGAUGGGGAGCCUUCGAGGGAGGUUAAACGGGAGACCGACAGGUCAGGUCUUAGUUUGACCAUGUGCAAAUUAGAGGUGAAGAGAUGGUGGAAAGGGACAUUGGUUAGAAGUCUAUUUCUGUGUCUUAAUUAGGACAGCAACAGUGGGAAUACAGACUCUAAGGCAAAAGGAGAUGAAAACCAUCUCUUUGGGAAAAAUGUGUGGUCAGCCUUGGUACUACUUCCCAGGAUGAGAGAGCAGCUGUCGCUAAGAACAAGCACAGGGAGCUUAUACUUCCCUGAACCGCUGUUUUAUGGUGCCAGAAUUAUUAUUAUUAUUAUUAUUAUCAUUGCAUUUCAUGACUUUUUUUAGUUUUUCAUUUUUCUUUUUUAGAUUUCAUUUCUUGUUAUUUAUUAUUAAAGUGUAGUUGGCAUGCAAUGUUGUAUUAGUUUCACAUGCACAGCAUAGUGAUCUGACAAUUCUGUACAUUAUUCAGUGCUUGCCCUGGUAAGUGUAGUUACCAUCUGUCACCACAAAGUGUUAUUGCAGUAUUAUUGACUGAGUUCCCUCUGCUAUACUUUUCACCUUUGUGACUUACUUAUUUUAUAACUGAAAGUUUGUAGCCCUAAUCUCCUUCCUCUAUUUCACCCAUCUCCCCACCCACCUCCCCUCUGGUAGAAUUUGUUCUUUUAAUCUUUUUAUUUUUAGGUCAUUGUAGAUUCACAUAUGGUUCUAAGAAAUAAUACAAAGUAAUCUGGUGUCUUCUUCACUCAAUUUCUCCCUAGGGGAACAUCUUGGGUAAUUGUAAUAAAUAUCACAACCAGGAAGUUGACUUUGGUACUGUCCAUCAACCUUAUCCACCAAUUUUAGAUGCACUUGUGUAUGCGUGUGUGUUUAGCUUUCUGCAAUUUUAUCACAUCUAGAUUCAUGUAUCCACCACAACCACAGUCAGCAUAUAGAGUAGUGGUCCCUCAUGCUGCCCUGUGAUAGCCACUAUCACGGUCCCCCCAACACACACACACACACACACACACACCACCUCCUAAGCUCCUGGCAGCCACCAAUCUGUUUUCCAGAUCUGAGAUUGUGUAGUUUCCAGAACGUUCUAUAAAUGGAAUCAUACAGUGUAUAAUCUCUAGAGAUUGGCUCUUUUCAGUCAUUGUAAUUCCUUUGAGAUCCAGCCAAAUAGCUUUGUCCCUUUUUAUUCCUGAGUAUAUUCCAUGGUCUGGAUGGACCACAGUGUGCUUAACUGUUCACCUAUUAAAGGACAUUUGUGUUGUU
This is a messenger RNA of Mustela lutreola (European mink), 12264 nucleotides long. RefSeq names its product WD repeat domain 59 (gene WDR59). Gene Ontology annotation, molecular function: protein binding. The transcript is spliced from 27 exons. Lineage: Eukaryota; Metazoa; Chordata; Mammalia; Carnivora; Mustelidae. The coding region runs from base 113 to 3094 and encodes 993 amino acids. The record is from RefSeq and is a predicted model, not a curated record.